AUGUCAUCGGAAAAGGAGACCUCAAUGCCUCCGAAGAGAUUCUCGCUCGAGGAAAAAGCCGAAAUUGCGAAACACGUCGAUCUCGAGCAAGAUGUUACACUGACGCCCCAAUGGCGUGCGCAAGAAAGGAAGGUGGUGAAGAAACUGGACAUGACUCUGAUGCCAACAGUGUGGGUCUUAUAUCUAUUCAAUUAUUUGGACAGGAACAAUAUUGCUCAAGCAAGGCUCAAUUCUUUCGAAGAGGAUCUUGGCCUCGUCGGCAAGAACUUUAAUACGGCAGUGUCGAUAUUGAAUGUUGGCUACAUGCUUGCCCAGCUGCCCUCCAACAUGAUUCUCACACGCGUCCGACCACACUUGUAUCUUCCACUUUGUGCCGCAUUGUGGUCUUGUGUUUCUGCGUCCACAGCAGCAACUCAUAGCUAUGGUGGCUUGAUCGCUGUCCGUUUCUUUCUCGGCAUCGUUGAGGCUCCGUUCUUUCCCGGGGCCUUUUAUGUCAUGUCCUGUUGGUACACUCGCAAAGAGCUUGCACUCCGUACUGCGGUCCUCUACUCGGGACUUGUGCUGGCCACAGCAUUUUCUGGUCUCAUUGCCGCUGGGGUGUUUGCGGGACUCGAUGGAGUUUCUGGCCUCCCUGGUUGGAGAUGGCUAUUCAUCUUGGAGGGCGCCGGAAGCUUCAUCGCCGCCGUGAUCGCCAUCUUCGUUAUGCCUGACUAUCCCGAGUCGAAGACUGGAAGCGGCAGAUGGUUGUUCUCAGAAGAAGAGCGAAAAUUUGCAGCCGAACGCAUUGCACGCGAUCGCGUCUCCCAGCCAGAGGCUGACAGGUCGGUCUGGUACGGAUUGAGGCUCGCUGCGAAGGACUACCGAACAUGGGUCUUUGUCCUCAUGCUGUGUGCCAAUCAUACCGCUUAUGGAUUCAAUAGUUUCUACCCGUCCAUUGUCAAAGGCUUUCAUCUGGGAUCUACUACCAAGACACUGCUGCUCACGGCUCCUCCGUAUCUCGUCGGUGCCGCCGUCUCGUUCCUGGUCGCCUAUUCGUCGGACCACCGCAAGGAGAGAGGCUUCCAUAUCUCAGUGCCAAUGGCAGUCGCCAUGGUUGGCUUCAUCAUCUCUGUCGCGACCCUCAAUGUGCCGGCGCGGUACUUCGCCUCAUUCCUCUAUACUUCCGGCUGCUUUUCUGCAAAUGCAAUGGUGUACACCUGGGCAGCAUCGACACUCAACCAAACACCCGAGAAAAGAGCUUGCGCGACCGCCAUGAUAAACCUGCUCAGCCAGUUUGGCAAUAUCUGGAGCCCUUACUUCUUCCCAGCAUCUGAUGCACCGAGGUACACCAUGGCGAUGUUGUUGAUGUUGGGGUUCUCAGUGCUGAGUAUUUGCUGCUGCAUUGUCAUGAAAAUCAGCUUGCGGAAGAGUAACGAGAAGAUGAGGGAGGAAGCUGAGGAGAGUGGAAGAGAAGUUGUGCUUUUCACCUUGUGA
Molecule: messenger RNA, 1473 nt
Organism: Cladophialophora carrionii CBS 160.54
Lineage: Eukaryota; Fungi; Ascomycota; Eurotiomycetes; Chaetothyriales; Herpotrichiellaceae
Exons: 8
Coding region: 1-1473 (490 amino acids)
Biological process (GO): transmembrane transport
Cellular component (GO): membrane
Molecular function (GO): transmembrane transporter activity
Source: RefSeq, a predicted model, not a curated record